Pocillopora damicornis (cauliflower coral) is the source of this 873-nucleotide messenger RNA. Its product is annotated as melanocyte-stimulating hormone receptor-like. The record is from RefSeq and is a predicted model, not a curated record. NCBI's taxonomy places the organism in Eukaryota, Metazoa, Cnidaria, Anthozoa, Scleractinia, Pocilloporidae.
AUGGCGAGCGAUUCGCACUCAGAGCGGACUUUAGUCAUCGUAAAUUGUAUUCUGAACGUUCCACUGAUUUUAAUAUGCAUCGUGGGAAAUGCUUUGGUUCUCAUUGCUGCUUCAAAGAGUCGUUGGAUUCGGUCAAGUUCCAUGGAAAUUCUCUCCAGCCUUGCAUUUUCAGAUCUUCUCGUUGGUAUCAUUGCUCAACCACUUUUCCUGGCUCACCAGUUUACUAAGGAGUCCUUUUUAAACAGUCUCAUGGUACUUAUAGUGUACCCUAUUUGUGGAGUUUCUCUGUGGACAUUGACAGCCAUAAGCGUCGACCGAUUUUUAGCCCUUCAUUUCCAUAUGCGAUCAGCAACGUUGGUUACCACAACUCGUGUGAAAAUUUCGAUCGCUUUUAUUUGGCUGUAUAACUUCGUUUCGUCUGCUUUAUAUUACCUCGUUCCCUUCAUAUACUUCUUCAUAAUGGCUCAGACAACUGUCAUCUGCAUAUUAACUUUUUUCCUGGCAUAUCUCGGGAUCUAUUUCAUUGUCCGUCAUCAUCAAUUACAGAUUCAUGCUCAACAGCAAACAGUAGAAAGUAAAGAUGUAGCCGGAAAUAUUAACGGUAUUAGUAUGGUUCGACUGAAGAAGAGUGCCAUGAACACUUUCGUAUUUUUUAUCUUUUUCGUUAUUUGUUAUUUGCCAAUGUAUGCUCUGUUAACUUUCGCAAUUUCAAAACGGGCGAAGUGGACGACCGAGUACGAUUUUUCUAUCACCGUGGUUUUUCUUAAUUCUGCCAUAAAUCCAUUUUUAUUUUGCUGGCGUCUUCAAGAACUUCGAAGAAACGUUUUAAAGACACUAAGGAAGACUUUUGGAAAACAAACAGACAGUAACUAA